AGGGAUUAACAUGAGCUUAUAUGUUAUGAAAUGCAAAGAAAUGUCAAUCAAAUGGAAUAGACUGUCAUUGAAGAAGAGAAAGUAUAUUUGUGUGAUAUUUCAUAUAUUGUAGGGGAAGUGUGCCUUGGUUAUUUUUCUUAAAUUGUUUUAAAGUAGCUUUCUGACAACUGACACUGACCUCAGUUCGUUUAGAAUUUAAGAUCUCGUUAUUAAUUUUAUUUAUUUAUGCAGUUGAGUGUGGUGCUCUUAUUUAUACUUGCAGUUUCAGUGACGUUUGUGCUUUUAACCGUUGACAGAUUACAGCCUCUGUUUUUUUCGGUAUCUUUUGCUUAAGCCUUUAUUGGUGCAGUCAUGUGAGAACACAGUUUUAGGCACGCACAGUAGGCCUUGUCAGGUGAGGAAAUGGGUGGAGUUUUCCUGACUUGGUCAUUUGCAAUGGAGAUGGUAGCCUAUAGCAGCGAGGUUUUAGCACAUAUCCGCCGUUGGACCGGUUUGCUUUGAGGAUGGCUCUGCUUAUUCAUCCCGGUCAUAAAGCCGAGCUGAGCCCAAAGCUGAGAGCACAUCGUGCAGCUGAGCCGUUUCCUACUCAAUUCUGAUGCUGAUGGCCUCGUUAAGGCGAGGAUUGCAUCUUUUCUCUGCUGGCUGCGGGAAUCCUCACCACGGCCAUUUUCACGGUCACACCACCCGCGGGCAUCCAGAGGUGGCAAACUAAACGAACCCGCGGGGGGUUCCAAGCAGGGGGAAGCACUUGGGCUUCUUAUCACGGGUUAGGCGUGGUGUUAAAAUGCUCAAGAACAUCCCACCCCUAGUGUGCUGCUGUACGAUUAGUAAUAUGAAAUAGAUUUUUAAAUUGGUAUGAAUUUGUUUUAUUACUUCUGCCUCCUUCUAAUGUCUCCACUAGUUACAAAAUCCCACCAUGCGCAAAACCACAUGUCGUUGUCGAUGGGUUUGAUGCAGGGCAGCAAACUGAUUAUCCAGCAUUUUAAGGGCCUAAUCUUGGUGAUAAGCAAAGCCUACACGUGUCACCUAAUGUCUAAAUACAAAAAGCUGCCCGUUUUCUUUUUUUUAUGGAAGUUUAACUUGCAUAAAAAUAUUUUACUAUUGGCUACUAUACAAGAAACUGCCAUCCAUGAACUUUCCAUGCAUAAAUAGGCCUUGCGCACAUCAGGACCAUGCAACCCCCCUCCCCACCUGUGUGCUUGUUGUGGCUCCAUGUGGUGAGGGGCUACUGUGAUAGGUCCAGAGGGUUAAUGGGACUGGCCUACAGGGCAGCAGCCUCCCAAGAUAUAAAGCCUCAGCUGUACAACAGCAAAAGAUAUAAGGAGAACCAGACGAUAGAUGCGCUUUUACGCAUGAAAGAAGGGACCUUUUGUUUUUUACGCACGGCAAACCAUUAAGGCCUCUUUGGCACAGCACAGUUUCUACGCGUUUUUUCAACAUUCUUCAUGCGGCCAUGACUCUCUCCAGUGAAUCUGAAACAUCACAACACGCUGGAUUGCCUGCAGAGGAGGAUGAGAUUGACAUAGUGGGCGAGGAGGAGCAGCAUGCCCAUGGGCUGUUAUAUCGUAACGAGUCCUCUACGGACCCCGGUUCCUCAGCAGAAUCUGGUGCUGAAUUUGACUCUUCAGAGCCAGAGUCCUCGGGAGAGAGCGAGAACAGUUUCUGCGCAGAUGCACCGCCGUCCAGGAGAGCCCAGAGCAGCUCGGUGAAGCCCCCCUACUCUUAUAUUGCCCUCAUCACCAUGGCCAUCCUUCAGAGCCCGCAGAAGAAGCUGACACUCAGUGGCAUAUGUGACUUCAUCAGCAACAAGUUUCCCUACUACAGAGACAAAUUUCCCGCUUGGCAGAACUCGAUCAGGCACAACCUCUCUCUCAACGACUGUUUCAUCAAGAUCCCGAGGGAGCCUGGAAACCCGGGCAAAGGUAACUACUGGUCUCUGGACCCUGCUUCGGAGGACAUGUUCGACAACGGCAGCUUCCUUCGCCGACGAAAGCGAUUCAAGAGAAACCAGCCAGAGUUUGGCAAAGACGGACUAAUGUUUUACUCCGGCAUGAACUGUUACCGGCCGUACGGGCAACCAUACAGCGUACAGGGCCAGGUAAGCCCUACACCUGCAGCUAGUGUUAGGUACAUGCCCCUGCAGGAUGGCAUCAUGAUACCUCCCUCUCCCUACCACCUUGUACCACAAGUUCUGAACAGUCACGGGAAGUGCGGUGGGCCUAAAGACUUCAGAGCGCAACUGUGCGCAACAGAACCCGCUGAGCCAAAGCCUGGCCCGCAGGCAAGGUGCUCCUUCAGCAUUGACAGCAUAAUGAGCAGACCCUCUACUAUCAGUCAUCAGAACCUAAAUCCUCAGCAAAGCGCCCCAAGCGCUCUUGGAUACGGUCAUCUCAUGUCGGGCUCCACUGCCUGUUUGGUACCGACGCUCCUGCAAACUUCCAGGACUCCAUUCUGCCCUCCUCCUCUGCUUAGCACCGCUCCUUUAAUAAAUGAGCAUCUCAGACUCUCCUACCCUCGCUGCUGAAGCUUUUGGUUCUAAGAAACUGUAUGUUUGAUGCCAUGUGUAGUUCGUUUCUUACAGAAAUAUUUAAAUUGCAUGAUAUUUAUGUGCGCUGACAUUCAAAACUAUGUCUUUUAAGAGAGCAAUGUAAAUAAGUAAUAUAUCUGGUAAUGGUAAUAUAUGUGUGAAAGUCGCUGCAGUAGAAAAUCUGGUUGAUUAAUAUGUUUUUGUUAUUAACUAAUGUGUCGAAAUAAAUGUCUGAAAAAUAA
This is a messenger RNA of Amphiprion ocellaris (clown anemonefish), 2769 nucleotides long. It is a transcript of the gene foxd5, whose product is annotated as forkhead box D5. Lineage: Eukaryota; Metazoa; Chordata; Actinopteri; Pomacentridae. The transcript has a single exon. The record is from RefSeq and is a predicted model, not a curated record. Gene Ontology annotation, molecular function: RNA polymerase II cis-regulatory region sequence-specific DNA binding; DNA-binding transcription factor activity, RNA polymerase II-specific. Gene Ontology annotation, biological process: anatomical structure morphogenesis; regulation of transcription by RNA polymerase II; cell differentiation. The coding region runs from base 1454 to 2524 and encodes 356 amino acids.